UUCCCCAGCGAAGAUGUUCAAAGUUGUGUUCCUUGUGUGCGGAGUAUUUGCUGUCCUGAUCCAGGCUCGCCCCAGCUACUUGCCCAGCUAUGAGCACGUGGAAUAUGCUCCCAGUGUCGUGGGAUACGAGAGUUAUGCCCUUCCUGCCGCCGUCUCACACCAGAGUUCCACGGUGGUGCACGAGAAGCGUCCCUACUGGCGCCCCAUUGUGGAUCACACGCCCAUCCUGAAGACAGCCUAUGCUCCAGCUACUUCGAUCUCGUAUGCCCCACUUGGAUACGCGGGCAGCAGUGCGGGAUGGUACGAGCCGGGAAUCUGGGGAGGAGCCAGUUACCCCAGUAUUUAUCUGAAGUAGAAUAACGAACAAAGGAACCAUUCUCCUC
Molecule: messenger RNA, 383 nt
Organism: Drosophila mauritiana
Lineage: Eukaryota; Metazoa; Arthropoda; Insecta; Diptera; Drosophilidae
Exons: 2
Coding region: 14-355 (113 amino acids)
Source: RefSeq, a predicted model, not a curated record